Messenger RNA from Macrosteles quadrilineatus (aster leafhopper), 435 nucleotides. RefSeq lists its product as uncharacterized. The transcript has 2 exons. The record is from RefSeq and is a predicted model, not a curated record. Lineage: Eukaryota; Metazoa; Arthropoda; Insecta; Hemiptera; Cicadellidae. Bases 66 to 380 code for a protein of 104 amino acids.
ACCAGGCUAGUCGGCCAGGUUCUGUCCCAAUAACUAUGUGGUUCUGAUUAGUUUAAAACUUUAUCAUGAUUAAACGUGCUGUGAUAAUGAUAUAUGCUUUCUUAUCGAUAGUUUUACUGCAAAUACACUUGUCAGAAUCCACAGCUGACCCCGAUGCUCUACCGGACCCCGACCCAGAUCCAGCGUUCCGGUUGAUCCAGUUAGGGAACGGACCAGUACUGUCUAGGAUACUAUCCGGAGUGUUAGCUCUGGUAUUGAACCUGGUGAUCGGGUUGGUACUACUGCUGCUCAGGACGCUCGGUUUGAUCAACAUUGAUGUCGACAAAUGCCUCAAAUGUUUUACAUGCGGCCUUAACAUUUGGGAUGGAUGCUGUUUUUAAGACAAGCUUGGUAUGUUUAUACGAGUAUUUAUGCUAAAUAUAUAUUUUAAGUACA